UAUAAAUAAAAUCGACUAUAGUGUGGUCGCGACCGUCGUAGACCACAUAUAAAUUACAUUCUGUUGUGAGUGGAAAAUUUAACUCAAUUCUUUAAAAUGGGUUUUCUACUUUGGAGUGCCAUCGCGUUGGUUUUAUACGCAAUUUACAAAUUCGUAACGCUGAACAAUGAUUACUUUCAAAAGCGAGGGAUCGCCCACAUGAAGCCAACGUUCUUUUUGGGGAAUAUGGGCCCUUUUCUUCUUCGCCUGCAGACGCCCUAUGAGUUUGCAAACACUAUGUACAGAAUGUUUCCGCGACAAAAAAUAAUUGGAAUGUUCGACAUGCGUAAACCGACUUAUUGUCUACGAGAUCCAGAAUUACUGAAACAAUUGGCAGUUAAGGACUUCGAACAUUUCGAGGACCAUCGGUCUUUCGUUGAUGAAACAGUCGAUGCUAUGUUUGGGAACAGUUUAAUUAUGUUGAAAGGGUCCAAAUGGCGAGACAUGAGAGCCACACUGUCGCCUGCGUUUACAGGAAGUAAAAUGAGGCAAAUGUUUGAAUUGGUUGCCGAAUGUGCCGAUGAAAUGUCGGCCACACUCAAGAAGAAAGCGUCAUCGAACGGUGGUGGCAACGUUGACUGUGAAAUGAAGGAAUUGUUUUCUAAGUACACUAAUGACGUAAUCUCAUCAGCGGCAUUCGGUUACAAAGUCAAUUCAUUUGAAGAUCCGAACAAUGACUUUUACUUAGCUGGGAAAAAGUUUAUGGAAUUUAAUACACCGUUGGCUGGUUUGAAAUUCUUGUUAAUGCAAGUGUUGCCGAGGGUUGCAAGACUGUUAGACAUUAAUUUCACCGAUUCCAAAGUAAUGAAUUUUUUCCGUUCGAUGGUUUUGGGAAACAUAGAGACAAGGACGAAAAAAGGACUCUUUCGGCCAGACAUGAUCAAUAUUUUGAUGAACGUUAAACGAGGAAAGUCCAACGACUCGAACACCGUCGAAGAAACCAAUGCUGAAGGCUUUGCUACCGUACAAGAGUCAACAAUCGGGAACAAAGUGGUUAAAAGAGUCUGGACAGACGAUGAACUUGUUGCGCAGUGUUUCAUUUUCUUUUUGGCUGGGUUCGAUACCAGCUCAACGCUAUUGUCGUUCCUCACUCACGAGCUGACCGUCAAUGCUGAUAUUCAACAGAAACUUUACGACGAAGUACAACAAACAUUCGAAAGUUUGAAUGGAGAACGGUUAACGUAUGAUGUGUUGCAAAAGAUGAAGUAUAUGGAUGCAUGCAUAUCCGAAGCUCUGAGAUACUGGCCACCUGCAGCAAUGACAGAUCGUCUUUGCGUCAAAGACUAUAACUAUGACGAUGGACUGGUUGACUUCAAAAUCGAGAAAGGAAAGUUCCUAUUCAUUCCAAUUUACGGUCUGCAUCAUGACGAAAGGUAUUGGAAAAAUCCUGACGUUUUCGAUACGGAAAGAUUCAGCGACGAGAACAAACAUACCAUUAAUACUGGUGCAUACAUUCCGUUCGGACUAGGGCCUAGAAAUUGCAUAGGAUCUCGAUUCGCACUUAUGGAAGCAAAAGCAGUCAUUUUCUAUUUGCUGUUAAACUUUAAGUUUGAACCAAAUGACCAGACGCAGAUUCCGCUUAAACUUAAAAAAGCGCCAUUCCUAAUUUCCGAAAAAGGUGUAAACAUUCAACUCAAACUACGGAAAUAAAUCGAAAAAAAACUUAAUUCC
Molecule: messenger RNA, 1710 nt
Organism: Bradysia coprophila
Lineage: Eukaryota; Metazoa; Arthropoda; Insecta; Diptera; Sciaridae
Product: putative cytochrome P450 9f2
Molecular function (GO): oxidoreductase activity, acting on paired donors, with incorporation or reduction of molecular oxygen; heme binding; iron ion binding
Source: RefSeq, a predicted model, not a curated record